CUAGCUAAGCUUGGUCGGAUCGGACUAGCUAGCUAGCAGCGAUGGGGACGAAGUUCGUGUGGGCGGCGGGGUUCGCCGCGCUGGCCGUGGUGGUCGCUCUUUCUCUUGGUGUGACCACCGGCAUUGCCGAGGCGCGCACCUUGGACAAGGACGGCUUGCUGGGCGGUGGAGGCGGAGCCAGAGGAGGCUUUGGUGCUGGCCUCGGUCACGGAGGAGGAGGGAUCGGUCAUGGUGCUGGCCUUGGAGGUGGUUUUGGUGGUGGAGCUGGUCAUGGUGGCGGGCUUGGAGGCGGUUUCGGAGGUGGAAAAGGUGGCGGCUUUGGUGGAGGCGGCGGAGCAGGAGGUGGUGCCGGUGGUGGCGCGGGCGGAGGAGGCGGACUAGGCGGUGGCAUAGGAGGUGGUGCUGGCGGAGGAGGCGGUUUUGGAGGUGGUGCGGGUGGUGGCGUAGGCGGUGGGGGUGGUGCCGGUGGUGGGUUUGGAGGUGGCGCGGGAGGAGGUGCCGGUGGAGGCGUCGGACUUGGCGGUGGUGCUGGUAGUGGUCUUGGAGGUGGUGUAGGAGGAGGUGCUGGUGGUGGGUUUGGAGGUGGCGUGGGAGGAGGUUCCGGAGGAGGUGGUCUUGGAGGUGGCGCGGGAGGAGGUGCCGGUGGUGGCGGUGGCCUUGGAGGUGGUGUUGGUGGAGGCCGCGGGCUUGGCGGUGGUGCUGGUAGUGGUCUUGGAGGUGGCGCAGGAGGAGGUGCUGGUGGUGGGCUUGGAGGUGGCGCGGGAGGAGGUGCCGGCGGAGGAGGUGGUGCUGGUGGUGGCGUGGGAGGAGGUGGCGGUGGCCUUGGAGGUGGUGCUGGUGGAGGCGGUGGACUCGGUGGUGGCGUAGGAGGUGGUGCGGGAGGAGGUGCUGGUGGUGGGCUUGGAGGUGGUACCGGUGGGGGUCUUGGAGCUGGCGGUGGUUUUGGAGGAGGCAAAGGUGGUGGUUUCGGAGGUGGCAAAGGUGGAGGCUUUGGCGGGGGACUUGGUGGAGGCGGUGGUGCCGGCUUUGGAGGAGGUAAAGGUGGUGGUUUUGGUGGUGGAGUAGGCGGAGGCGCGGGUGGUGGGUUCGGAGGAGGCAAGGGAGGUGGCUUUGGCGUGGGUUUGGGUGGCGGAGCAGGCAGAGGUUUUGGUAGCGGUGGUGGUGCAGGCAGCGGUUUCGGUGCUGGUGCCGGAGGUGGUGGUGGUUUUGGUGGAGGUGCCGGUGGUGGACAUUAAAUCACGUCGAGCUCAUACGAAGCCCAACGCACAUACAAGAGCAGCAAUGUUUUGGUACGGAUCGGACCAAAGUUACCGUACCAAUUAACUUCUAUGUUCACAAGCCUAAGAGUGAAUAAUUUGAUAUAUAUAUAUAUAUAUAUAUAUAUAUAUAUACUCAUAUAUGUAGUAAGUGUCUUUGUUGUUUUAGAUGCUCGAGAGGUCUCUACCUUGACUAUCCGCUCAUGUACUUAUCAAAAUUAUGUUAUUUUGCAACCAAAUAUAUCAUAUAUGCUUUUGGCAACAUAAAGAUGCAGACGUUGAUGGUUA
Molecule: messenger RNA, 1544 nt
Organism: Panicum hallii
Lineage: Eukaryota; Viridiplantae; Streptophyta; Magnoliopsida; Poales; Poaceae
Product: glycine-rich cell wall structural protein-like
Exons: 1
Coding region: 42-1235 (397 amino acids)
Source: RefSeq, a predicted model, not a curated record